GGCCUGAAAUCAGUCAUGUGGUAAAUCACAACAUAACAAGUCAACGUGGGAGACCAAUGAUGUGGAUCCCAGAUUCGGAUACAAACUGAAGUCUUCUUCUGUAUGAACGUUGCAUACUGCAGGUACUUGUUUGAUGAUAAUACGAGGUUGACAUGGGCUGUUUUUGAUCAUACAUGUUUCAAAAUGCAUUCUCUCUACCUGGUAACUGCUUGUCUUUUCAUUCGGAACUAUGGUUUGUGUCAAAAUAUUGAUGGCCAACAAAAAACAACGCAACCGGUUGUUUAUGUAAACACAUCAGCAGCUUAUCAUAUACUGACUGGUUCUGCUUCACGCAUUAGGGCUCCAACUGUUAAUCCACCAUUGCAAACAACUGGUGUACCGAUUAGCAAUGCAGAGCCUACUCCCCAGGUGUCUAAUCGCAUUGUUGUUAGUCCAACACAGCAUUACCCCAGUAGCCCUACUGAGAGCAGUCAUUUCAUAACCGAUCCUUCCAGGGAAAAUAUUUAUGUGUCACCUCUGUACAGAGCGGGGGAGCCCCAAGAACCAGGGAUUGGUGAAGAUAUAAUUGAGAGAACCAAACUCCCUCCAACCACCUCCAUGAUGAAACCCCCAAGCACACCUUUCAAGAAUACAUUUCCACCUAAAACCAGAACUGAGGCUCGACAUACAGUCUCAAAACAGAGACCUACCACACGAACAGAACCAAGAUUAAUAACGAAAAAUCUGUCAAAAAAUAGUACAUCGACACGACGAAAUAACAAACCUACAUCAUCAACACCAUGUUCAAAGUAUGAUGGAACUUACUUAGAGCUUGUGUUUGAAAACAAUAGCCAAGAGCCGUGUAUGAAGCAAAUGGAAGAGAUACAAGAAGGAAUUAUUAAAUAUGCAAAUGUACAAGGAUUAGACUUUCCUGCUCAUUCUGUUAUUGUUUUAAAUCAAUGUAAGAUUUGUGGAACACAGUUUAAAAACGAUACAAUUACUCUUGAAUUCUGUAUAAAAAACGAAAAAAGAUGUGAUGUUGAUGCUACAAAGAAUGCUUGGCGUAAAAUGGAUGAGCGAACAGAGAGAAAAAAGCUAGACAAAUACAUACCUGUGACGAUAAUAUCAAUCGAGCUGCAGACACCUAUAGAAAAGAAAAAGAAAAAGGAAGUCAACAUACCCAUGCUUGUUGGCUUACUCAGUGUUGCUUUCCUGAUGUUGAUCUUAGGAGUAUUUAUAUUCCGUGGAAAAGUGAAGAAGAAACCUGUAAAAGACCGUUUCUACUUUGAUGGUAGCAAAAUUCAGGAGUGUCUGGAAUUAGCAACUGAUGGUAUUGUCAACGAAUCCUACGGCCUGGAAAAGGUUAAGGACAGGCAAUUGAAGCACAUGUCUCUCCUAGUUCCUGCUAUAAAUCUGGGCCUAGAUAUAGAUGAGGAAAACAAACCAGAUAAUGAACUUCCAUCACACCUGCUUUCUGUAAAUGCAUUGAAAAUGUACUUUACCUACAAAGAAGCUAUUGAUGAGGAAUUUAAGUCUUUACCAUAUUUUAGGCCUUUGCUCAAAGACUUGCCAGUUGGAGUGGGAGCUAAGAAUAGAACAGCCCAGGUUCUUCCGCCAUUGGAUACAAGAAUUAUAUUAUCAUCGAGGAUGGAGUGCAAUGGUUACAUCAAUGCUAACCAUGUUAAGGGGUACCAGUCAUCAAAUGUUGCGUACAUUGCUACACAAGCUCCACUGAGCAACACAUGCGCAGACUUCUGGCACAUGGUUUGGGAGCAACAGUCUCGUGUCAUUGUCAUGCUUUGUACACCUGAUGAAAUUGGCAAGAAUUUGCUGCAGUAUUGGCCAAAGAAUCGUGGGAUGGAGGGUGCUCUUCUCUUUGGUGAUAUACUUGUUAGUUUAGAAGAAGUGACCUCCACUGAACACCACACAGUUUCAAACCUUGUUGUCAAAGAUAUAGAGAAGAACCUAUGUCGACCAGUUUGCCAUUAUUGGUUCAGUAGCUGGUGUACUCAAGGGGUUCCUAGUAGCCCCGCAGAUAUCACUGGCCUCCUGUUACACAUACGGGAAAGUACCACUGAAAACCAAGGACCAAUGGUAGUACAUUGCAGUGAUGGUGCAGGCCGUACUGGUGCGUUAAUUGCCAUAGACAUUAGUAUGCGUGAGCUGGAGGACACUACACAUGUUGACGUGCCACGGACAACUUGCAUGGUGAGGAGAGCUAGAGGGAGUGGUGUUGAGAAUGCCCUGCAGUACAAUUACAUUUAUCAGGCUUUGUAUGACUACUCUCAGAGACUGUCUCGAGCCAAUCAGCAACCAGCAGGAUGGUAACCACGGAAGCCAGUUAAAACUAGCCAACAAUCAGAACUCUUGAGAUGUCAGCACAGUGAGAGAUAGUCUGAAUAGAGGGAUUUCGAGAGCUUUUGUUGGAUUUGUAACUAUGACUAAUGAUUAGAUACAAAGAGAAAGUCUUAGAUCUAUCUUCCAAAUAUGCUUACAACCUGGUAAGGAUAUUUUGUAAAGGUCAAUGUGAAUUUGAGUACCUUGAAGCCCCUUAAGUUAUUCGGCAGGGGGCCAAGCUCAGGGAGCAAGUCUACCUAUAAGUUUAGGCUGAUUGAAUGCGAUGACCUCAAAAUGGUCUUGGCUAUUUCACAGAAUCUUUAUGUGUGAAUAUUCCAGCUAUUUACACACUGUUUUCAUUUUUAUGCUAAACAACAAAAUACAAGUUUUAUUGGUUUUUUAUGGACUUCCCCACAUUGAAAGAACUUUAUGUAGUCUAUGCAGUAGCAGGACUGUAGAACAUUGAGACACUAGUGGAGGUAAGAUAGAUUUAUGAAUAUAACUAUUUGUAUAUUGAAAGAGUUGUUAAUUUAAUUGAUUUUUUACAUGAAUUAUAAAGCAUAAAU
Molecule: messenger RNA, 2882 nt
Organism: Anneissia japonica
Lineage: Eukaryota; Metazoa; Echinodermata; Crinoidea; Comatulida; Comatulidae
Exons: 12
Coding region: 103-2307 (734 amino acids)
Biological process (GO): protein dephosphorylation
Molecular function (GO): protein tyrosine phosphatase activity
Source: RefSeq, a predicted model, not a curated record